AUGAGGGGCUCUGCACCCUCUCCAUUCGACCUUGCUGACCCUCCAGAGAAAGAUCUGGCCAAGCAAGGUCAGGUUGCAGAGGCCAAUGAGGUGUGGUGCUGGGUGCAGCUCACCCCUGCACCCCACAAGCUGCAUACCUCACAGGCUGUGCACCGCAGCUCCUGCAAACCUGUGGUCAUCGGUGUCUCGGAGGACUGCUGCCUGGCCUACCACCCCCCGCUGAGGUUAUCCGUGUUCCUCCACGCCAGGUAUUUCCGGUGGCAGGAGGUGAGCGGAAGUUGCAAUCUGCCAGCCGUGAUAUUCCACUUCCCUCAGCCAGGCAGAGUGGUGUGCGGGAACCCGAGGGACAAGGUGGUGAGGAAGGCCAUGCGGGUCCUGAGGACUCAGAUGAAGUCCCAGCAGCAGGCCAGCAACGUCACUGUCCAAGGCCUACAGGCCCGAAGGAAUAAGGAGAAUUCUUCACUGUCCAAGAUGCAUUCCAUCAGGCUGAGGCAUCACCUGGGCAACGGCAAGAAGAAUGCUGGGGCUGUAGUGACCAGCAAAUGAAUCAGCAAUCAAAAGGCAUCUGGCACGUAACACCCGUUUGGAGGGACCCCGAGCCCUGGCACUUCCGGGACCCUGCGAUGGCACCAGGGGGGGCUGCCUCUUCCUCCACGACCCGCUGCACCCGCGCUGCCCUGCGCCUGCCCCUAACCCUUCCCGCCCUGGGACGGCUGGAAAGAGGAAGCCAACCCUACUUACUGAAGGUCACCCGGGACCUGCAUCAAUCUGGGGGCAGGGACCUUUUUUUAAAAUUUUUUUUAAAUUUUUAUUUUAAAGAGAAAAAAAUAAAAUUUCAAAGCAAAAUAAUGAGAGUAACAACAGUUAA
Molecule: messenger RNA, 868 nt
Organism: Cavia porcellus (domestic guinea pig)
Lineage: Eukaryota; Metazoa; Chordata; Mammalia; Rodentia; Caviidae
Gene: Ccl25
Product: C-C motif chemokine ligand 25
Exons: 7
Coding region: 1-546 (181 amino acids)
Biological process (GO): immune response
Cellular component (GO): extracellular region
Molecular function (GO): chemokine activity
Source: RefSeq, a predicted model, not a curated record